Molecule: messenger RNA, 636 nt
Organism: Lampris incognitus (smalleye Pacific opah)
Lineage: Eukaryota; Metazoa; Chordata; Actinopteri; Lampriformes; Lampridae
Product: claudin-4-like
Exons: 1
Coding region: 1-636 (211 amino acids)
Biological process (GO): bicellular tight junction assembly; cell adhesion
Cellular component (GO): plasma membrane; bicellular tight junction
Molecular function (GO): structural molecule activity
Source: RefSeq, a predicted model, not a curated record
AUGGCUUCUCAGGGCCUCCAGAUCUUGGGUGUGCUGUUGGCCUUCAUCGGCUGGCUGGGCACCAUCAUCACCUGCGCCAUGCCGAUGUGGAGGGUUACGGCCUUCGUUGGAGCAAACAUCGUCACUGCCCAGGUGAUCUGGGAAGGACUGUGGAUGAGCUGUGUGGUGCAGAGCACGGGUCAGAUGCAGUGCAAGGUGUACGACUCCAUGCUGGCUUUACCCCAUGAUCUGCAGGCUGCCAGAGCCAUGGUCAUCAUCUCUGUGAUCGUGGGAGUGUUCGGGGUCCUGAUGGCAGUGGUCGGAGGGAAAUGCACCAACUGCGUGGAGGAUGAGGUGGCCAAAGCCAAAGCCUGCAUCGUGUCCGGGGUAAUCUUCAUAAUAGCCGCCCUGCUCAUCAUCAUCCCGGUGUCUUGGUCGGCUCACGCAGUGAUCAGGGACUUCUAUAACCCCCUGGUGGUGGCGGCACAGAGGAGGGAGCUGGGGGCUGCCCUGUAUAUCGGCUGGGGCUCCUCUGGGCUGCUGCUCCUGGGAGGAGGCCUGCUUUGCAACAACUGCCCGCCGAAGGAGAAUGGACCUUACAUGGCGGCUAAGUUUGCCCCAGUUAGGACCGCAUCCUCAGCCAGAGACUACGUGUGA